Molecule: messenger RNA, 3145 nt
Organism: Papilio xuthus (Asian swallowtail)
Lineage: Eukaryota; Metazoa; Arthropoda; Insecta; Lepidoptera; Papilionidae
Gene: Khc
Product: kinesin heavy chain
Exons: 19
Coding region: 176-3076 (966 amino acids)
Biological process (GO): microtubule-based movement
Molecular function (GO): microtubule motor activity; microtubule binding; ATP binding
Source: RefSeq, a predicted model, not a curated record
UUUCAGGCCUUUCUUCUACGAAGAAUAUGGCCGACAUUUUGAUACUGCUGUCAUGAAGAUUCCCAGUGACAAAAUCUAACUUUGUAGUUCUUCAUGCACGGUUUUAUGUUCCAAUAGAGUUUUAUUUUUUUUAAUUGCAUAGACGGUGUUUAGUGUAAGAUAUUUGGUUUCCAAAAUGGCAGCUGAUCGUGAAAUAGCUGCUGAAGAUAGCAUUAGAGUUGUAUGCCGAUUUCGGCCUUUGAAUGACUCCGAAGAAAAAGCUGGUUCCAAAUUUAUUGUGAAAUUUCCAUCAGGUCCCGACGAUAACUGUAUUUCCAUAGGGGGUAAAGUUUAUUUAUUUGACAAAGUAUUUAAACCAAAUGCAACCCAAGAGAAAGUAUAUAAUGAAGCUGCAAAGAGUAUUGUGUCUGAUGUACUGGCUGGAUACAAUGGGACAAUUUUUGCAUAUGGUCAAACAAGCUCUGGAAAAACACACACAAUGGAAGGUGUCAUAGGUGAUCCAGGGAAACAGGGUAUUAUUCCAAGGAUAGUCAAUGAUAUUUUCAACCACAUUUAUGCAAUGGAAGAAAAUUUGGAAUUCCACAUAAAAGUUUCAUACUUUGAAAUCUAUAUGGAUAAAAUCAGAGAUCUCUUAGAUGUCUCGAAAGUUAACCUUAGUGUUCAUGAAGACAAGAAUCGUGUCCCAUUUGUCAAAGGUGCUACAGAACGGUUUGUUUCAAGUCCCGAAGAAGUGUUUGAAGUUAUAGAGGAAGGCAAAUCAAAUAGGCAUAUUGCCGUAACAAACAUGAAUGAACAUUCAUCCAGAUCUCAUUCAGUCUUUCUCAUUAAUGUGAAACAAGAAAAUUUAGAAAAUCAGAAAAAACUAUCAGGAAAAUUGUAUUUAGUUGAUUUGGCUGGUUCUGAAAAGGUGUCUAAAACUGGUGCUGAAGGUACUGUGCUCGAUGAGGCAAAGAACAUAAACAAAUCAUUAUCUGCUCUGGGUAAUGUCAUCUCCGCAUUAGCAGAUGGCAACAAAUCUCACAUCCCAUACAGAGAUUCAAAAUUAACCCGUAUCUUACAAGAGUCACUUGGUGGUAACGCCAGGACAACUAUUGUCAUCUGCUGUUCCCCAGCCUCAUUUAAUGAGAGUGAAACAAAGAGCACACUUGAUUUUGGUAAAAGAGCCAAGACUGUGAAGAAUGUUGUAUGUGUCAAUGAGGAACUCACUGCCGAAGAAUGGAAACGACGCUAUGAAAGAGAAAAGGAGAAGGUGGCUAGACUUAAAGGAAAGGUUGAAAAACUCGAAGCGGAAAUUAACCGUUGGCGUUCUGGUGAAACUGUGCGACCAGAAGAACAGGUCAACCUUCAGGAGAUUGAAGCUGUUACUCCUGUCACCUCCUUCAUUGAAGAAAAGCCACCAGCACCACCAGUACCAGUGGCUGUUGCUAGUGUGGUUGAGGAUGCGGCCAUGCAAGGCAAGCUGGAAGCACUGUACCAACAACUGGACGACAAGGAUGAGGAAAUCAACCAACACUCUCAGCUUGUGGAGAAACUAAAGGAACAGAUGAUGGAGCAGGAGGAACUUAUUGCUUGCACAAGGCGUGACUACGAAGCCCUGCAGGGUGACAUGAACCGCAUCCAACAGGAGAAUGAAGCCGCCAAGGAGGAGGUCAAGGAGGUACUCCAGGCUCUGGAAGAGCUGGCCGUCAACUACGACCAGAAGUCGCAGGAGGUUGACAGCAAGAGUCGUGAGUGCGACCAACUGUCUGAGGAGUUACAGACAAAACAGAGUGCUCUGGCUACUGCAACAUCGGAACUCCAACAAUUGCGUGACCUUUCCGCGCACCAACGUAAACGCAUUGCGGAGCUACUCACCAAUCUGCUCCGUGAUCUGGCUGAAAUUGGUGCAGCAGUUGGUGGCUCCGAGUUGGACUUCAAGCUGAACGUGGAUACCGUUGGUAAACUGGAGGAGGAGUUCACCGUUGCUCGAUUGCAUAUCAGCAAGAUGAAGAGUGAGGUUAAGAACAUUGUGCAGCGCUGCCACUCUCUGGAGACAGCUAAUAUUGAUGCUAAUCAGAAGAUUGAGGAGUACGAGCGUUCGUUGGGCGAGUGCCGGCUGCUGAUCUCCCAGCACGAAGCGCGGUGUGCGUCACUGGCGGAGUCCAUGCGUGAGGCUGAGAAUAAGAAGCGCCAGCUGGAGGAGGCGGCGGAUGCGUUGCGCGAGGAAUGCGCACGUCUGCAGGCUGCGGAGCGCGUGCAGCUGGCGGCGGCGGAGCAGCGCGCAGACUCACAGCUGCGCGGCGCGCUCGAGGCCCAGCUGGAGCAGCUGCGCGCCUCCCACACCACGCAGCUGUCGGCUCUGCGCGACGAGCUGGCCGCGCUGCAACGACAGCACCAGGAGCUCAAGGACACGUACCAGGAGUUGACGUUGGCUCGCCAACAGCUGCAAGACGACUACGACAAACUGAAGCGCGAGGAGGCCGACAAGUCCGCCAAGCUGAAGGAGCUAAUUCAAAGUGUGGAGCGCCGCGAGCAGGCGCGCGCCGAUCUCAAGGGGCUGGAGGACACUGUCGCCAAGGAGCUGCAGACGCUGCACAAUCUGCGCAAACUCUUCGUGCAGGACCUGCAGGCUAGGAUAAAGAAGUCGACGAACCCCGAGGAAAGCGCGGAAGAGGAGGGCGGUUCUCUGGCCCAGAAGCAGAAGAUCUCAUUCCUGGAGAACAACCUGGAACAGCUGACGAAGGUUCACAAGCAGCUGGUGCGCGACAACGCAGACCUUCGCUGCGAGCUGCCCAAGCUGGAGAAGCGGCUGCGCGCCACCAUGGAGCGCGUCAAGGCGCUCGAGACCGCGCUUAAGGAAGCGAAGGAGGGUGCGAUGCGCGACCGCAAGAGAUACCAGUUCGAGGUGGACAGGAUCAAGGAGGCUGUAAGAGCCAAGAACCUCGCCAGGAGGGGACCCCAGGCUCAAAUCGCUAAGCCGAUCCGUGCUGGCGGCGGACACCUGGUGAGCGGCGGCGCGCCCGGCGUGGUGCGGCCCGCGCCCGCGCAGGACAUCAAGCGCAAGUCCAUCAUCGUCGGUGGACGAGAUGAAAGUUGAAGAGAUUGCAGAAGUCACCAUAGUGAACCUAAAUGAAACUUCGUAGAUGUAUGGCGGCAAAAUCGUUUC